UAAUAAUUAGAAGAUUUUUUAAGGUGAGUGCGAGAAUAUAGUAGAAGAGCUGGUAUAACCAGUGGAAAUCUAAUGUUUGAUUUAGGAAUGGCAAGCUGGAUUAAGAGAAAGUUAGGAAAAUCAGAAAAAUCAGAUAUCAACAGAGAUAGUCUGAUUCAAAGAAUUACAGGAUUAAAGCUCGAAGAGCUGAAAAUAUCUAAUUUGGAGAUGAAAAACACCAACCAAAUGAUUUUCAUGAAACAGUCACUUGAUGAUUCUAGAAAUCAGAAAUUACCAGAUCUUCCAGUUUUACAAGUAGAUCUCAAGAUCGGAGCUGAGCUAUGUCAAGAGGCUAUUUCUAAGGUAAGACCUCGUGGUAGAGCUUCAAGUGUAGCAAGACCUACCUUGACAAGCAUCCCGAAGCCUCAAUAUCAUGAAUCAAUGAGAACUGCUAUGAUAUUUCCUCUAUAACUUACAGUUUAUCAUG
Molecule: messenger RNA, 466 nt
Organism: Moneuplotes crassus
Lineage: Eukaryota; Ciliophora; Spirotrichea; Euplotida; Euplotidae
Source: the annotation of a GenBank genome assembly